AAAAAACCGUCAAGACCUUGGUUCUUGGGUUCCCGACUGGACAGCUGUUUAUGAUGAGCUUGAAAACCGCCGUGCGAAUUUAUCCGGGCACUAUAGGGCCCAGGAGAGAGCUAUGUUUAUGUGGUGUUCAACACCUCAGUUCCGCCUUUUGAUAUUGGCUUCGGUGCAUUACCCCCAGACACGACUAAAGGCCUUGGAAAUUCUAACCGGAUGCAAGAUAUCCCGAGAGACGCUGUUCUUAUUUCGUUAUGCCAAGGCUGCCUCCAGCUGCCAGAAUAUUACCUGGGAGAGGUCGGGGCCAUUGGGUCCGUCAGGUUUGCUGAGAACGAUUUUAUUUCCAGCAUUCAAGAAUGGUCAAUUCUCAUCACCAGUGAGCCCCUUUAUACCAUGUACAUGCCAUACAAGGAAUCACUGGGUGAUGCUUUCAUAAGAACUAUUUGCGCGGAUUUGGUCUACUCCAAGAGCAUGUCCGUUUGCAGGUCUCACAAAUUCAAAGAAUUCAUGGAGGUCGCUUACCGCUGGCUUGUUUGUGGAGAUAAUGCGCCUCUUGGUCCGAAGUAUACCUCAAGGCAACCUCAGUUGCUAAGAGCAGUGCAUUCAAUAUUCCCAGGUCAUGAGAAGGCACCUGAAAACAGCGUCCAGACUAACUUGGACGUUGGCUCCUCAAUUCAUAAGGCAACUCACCGGAGGUCUUUCUUCAUCACCAAGGAAGGGCAUAUGGGCCUUGGACCAUAUAAUACCAGAGUUGGAGACCGUAUAUGUAUACUUCCUGGAGGUAAAAUGCCGUUUGUUCUCAGAAAAUAUCUGCACCUCUCACCCCUAUUUUAUGAGUCCAGCGAUCCAAGUAUACGUCGGCAACGUUGCAAUGAGCUCUUAGGCGACUGUUAUGCUUACGGCUUCAUGGACGGAGAAAUCAAGCCAUGGAACAAAAUGUUUAGACCAGAGUGCAAUAUAACGGGCGCAAGAACAGAAUGUAUUUGGCUUCGGUAGAUUUUUAAUCCCUGCUAUUAUUAUAUGUACUUCUCGGUUUGGUUCUGCUUCCAUUGAUACCGCGGAGGACUUACAAACCCCACCAACUUAAAGCGUAAAUCCUCCGCUUUUGCUUCAUUUUCAAGCAUGUAGGUAAUUAGCAUUCAUGGACCUUUCAGUAUCUUUCCAGGG
Molecule: messenger RNA, 1161 nt
Organism: Aplosporella prunicola CBS 121167
Lineage: Eukaryota; Fungi; Ascomycota; Dothideomycetes; Botryosphaeriales; Aplosporellaceae
Exons: 2
Coding region: 211-990 (259 amino acids)
Source: RefSeq, a predicted model, not a curated record